Messenger RNA from Lolium perenne, 1584 nucleotides. RefSeq names its product cytochrome P450 89A9-like. NCBI's taxonomy places the organism in Eukaryota, Viridiplantae, Streptophyta, Magnoliopsida, Poales, Poaceae. The record is from RefSeq and is a predicted model, not a curated record. Gene Ontology annotation, cellular component: membrane. Gene Ontology annotation, molecular function: oxidoreductase activity, acting on paired donors, with incorporation or reduction of molecular oxygen, NAD(P)H as one donor, and incorporation of one atom of oxygen; heme binding; iron ion binding.
UUUUGCUUCCUUGCACCAACAAUGGAGGAUGGCUUCUUCAACACACCCCUGCUCCUCCUCUGCAUCACCCUUGCAGCCGCCCUGAUGUUCCUGCUCCGCCAUAGGCGGAAGGCACAGUUGCCUCCUGGCCCACCGGCCCUGCUCUUCCUGGCCAAGUUCUUGGCGCUCCGGCGGUCGAUCUUUGAUCUUAUCCCGCUCCUGCUAGAGCUCCAUGCACGCUAUGGCCCAGUCAUAUCCGUUCACCUCUUUCAGACGUUCGUCUUCAUCCGGGACCGCCACGUGGCCCAUCGCGUGCUCGUCCAGGCCGGCGCCACCUUCGCCGACCGGCCCCGGAAGUCGGACCCAGAGCUCCUAUUCUCCGCCGGCGGCCGUGACAUCACCUCGUCACCAUACGGCCCCUACUGGCGCCUUCUCCGCCGGAACCUCGUCGUCGGGUCUCUUAGCCCAGCACGAGUCCGAGAGUUCGCCUCGGCGAGAAGGUGGGCAUGUGAUGCCCUUGUCAGCAACCUCCUCCGUGCACAGAAAAGCGGUGGUGCGCUGGAGACAGAGCCGAAGGUUGUCGUCCCGGUAAGACCAUUCCUGCGGCGGGCCAUGUUCGAGCUGCUCGUGUACAUGUGCUUCGGCGUGCGGCUCCAGGACGAGGUGCUCGACGAGAUCGAGGAGCUCCAGAACUCUGCGCUGUGCUCCAUCACCGCCUUCCCGGUCUUCGCUUUGUUCCCGGCGAUCACCAAGAGGCUCUUCCGGAAGCGGUGGGCGGAGUACUUGGAGUUGCGCCGGAGGCUGGACGGGAUCUUCACCCCUCUCAUCUACUCCACCACGCGUGACGACACACGGUCGUGCUACGCCGACUCGCUGCAAGCGAUACGCGUGGCAGACGAAGGCGGCCGCCCGCUCACGGACAUGGAGAAGGUCAGCCUCUGUUGCGAGUUCCUGGAUGGAGGUACGGACACCACCGUCACCUUGCUGGAGUGGACCAUGGCCGAGCUAGCCAGCCGCCCCGACAUUCAGACCAAGGUCUACGAGGAGAUAAAGUCAUCUGCGGAGUUCAGUGACUGCGACCCGCUGGCGAUGCCAUACCUGAAGGCCGUCAUCCUUGAGAGCUUGCGGCUGCACCCGCCAAGCCACUUCGUCCUGCCGCACGGCACAAAGAACGAUGCCAUAAUCGAGGGUUACGAGGUGCCCAAGGGCGCACAGCUCAACUUCUUGGUGGCCGAGAUCGGCCGUGACCCCGCGGUCUGGACAGACGCGCUGGAGUUUCGGCCGGAGAGAUUCUUGGAUGGCGGCGAGGGCUGCAGCGUGGACAUCACGGGGAGCAGGGAGAUCAAGAUGAUGCCGUUCGGAGCUGGCCGUAGGAUGUGCCCCGCGUACUCCCUGGGCAUGCACCAUGCCGAGUACUUCCUAGCGAGGCUGGUGAGGGAGAUGGAGUGGCAGCCAGCGGUGGAGGGAGAGGCAGUGGACAUGACGGAGAAGUUGUACUUCACCACUGUGAUGAAGCAUCCCCUCCAUGUACGCAUCAUCGUCAGAAACUAAGUGGAGUCUGCGAACUGCUGAUGCAUUCCCACGACUGACUGAGAAACAAAAUGU